Messenger RNA from Pipistrellus nathusii (Nathusius's pipistrelle), 342 nucleotides. The record is from the annotation of a GenBank genome assembly. Lineage: Eukaryota; Metazoa; Chordata; Mammalia; Chiroptera; Vespertilionidae.
AUGAAAUAUCUCAAUUUGCUAAUGACUUUAAAAACAUACACGUUGUGUUUUCUUCCUUUUAUCACGUUGCUAAAUGAAUACUGCCAUCUUUUUGGAACAGCUACAAACAAAAUCAGAAGAAAAAAAGGUCAAGCCGUUUUCCUUUGUCACGCCAGAAGCACACUGGAGGCUGCAGUAGCAGAAAUAAUUAAUGAGAUUCGCUCCUGUGACCUCAGCAAAUGGACAGGAAAUAAGUCCGUAUUGAUUGGACCGAGCCAGGGAUGGCGCCAGGGCGGUGGCCUGUGGUUUUCCUUCCAGAGGACAGAGCACGCUGGGCGCUUCAGGUGUCAGGGGACACGCUGA